UACCGCACUCACGGACACCGUGCGCCAAGUAAUGGCGGAAUCGGCUUAUUUAAACGCUGCCAAAUGACACAGAAAGAGCACAGUAGUACAUCUAACUUCUGGAAUUAAAGACACUGCCGAAAGUUUUUCAACACUUUACAGUCAUGAACGCCAAGGUAAUGAUGCUGUUGGUCCUAGUUUCCGUUAUGGUAGGAUCAUCGUUCAGCGCACCCCAGUUCGGUCGUCCGGGAGGGCUGAUUGGACUUAGAAGACCUGGAGGAUUCCAAGGACGACCAGUAUUUGGCCCAGGUUUCGGAGGAGCUAACGCUGCCGGAUUGGGAAGCGGUACUGUUAUUGGCAACCAAGCCAUUGGAACAGGCACGGGCAUCGCUAACGCUGGACCGGGUGGAUUUGGUAUUGGUCUUGGCAUCGGGGCUGGCGUUGCAACUCCUAUCGGAAAUUUCGGAAUCGGACAGGGAAAUAGUAUUUCCGUCGGAAAAUAGAAGGAUUGGAUAACCCUUAACAAUACUGAAGCACUAUUUCUCACUGGCCCGCUAUUCUAACUUCUACACUUGGAUGCCUUUCAUUUUGAUUUCUGUGUAUCCAAAUUGGUUUCUGAUUUCCUAAGCCGGAAUCAUAAACAAUUAAAUUAUGUUAAUUUCUGGACUAUGACUUUUGUACAAAGCACAGAAUACAAAUUUUAAUUCAAAUAAA
Daphnia magna is the source of this 693-nucleotide messenger RNA. RefSeq names its product ATP-dependent RNA helicase glh-2. NCBI's taxonomy places the organism in Eukaryota, Metazoa, Arthropoda, Branchiopoda, Diplostraca, Daphniidae. The record is from RefSeq and is a predicted model, not a curated record. The transcript has 5 exons. The coding region runs from base 144 to 482 and encodes 112 amino acids.